AUGUCAAAGAAAGAGAAAAUAUUGAAACCCAAAGAUCGUAUCUUGGUCUGGAGAGAGAGCAUCGAGCUUCCUCGUCAAAGAGAACCCCCAGAGAUUGAAUCGCAACCUUCUUCUACUCGCCGUCUAUCACACAACUCAGCGCCGGAUAUUUGGGCAAAGGAGAAUCUUUUGCACUUUAGCCCCGAGUUCUCUGAUGAAACAAUCACCUUACAUGCUGGACCGGAAGCCAGUGCGCGAUCAUUUCGCGUCCGUAAGGAGCUUUUCUACAGUGUCACGACGUGUUUCAAAGCCACCGAUAGUGAGAUUGUGGUGUUUCCAGCAGACUUGUUCAAACGUAGCAUAGUAGGGUUUGACAUGUUUACUCACUGGCUGAAACAUCGGGAGGAUCCUAGACCGUAUAUACCACUACAGUAUUCCAAAGAGCCAUGGCGCUCACAUUCGGCUGCAGCUUGGGUGUUUGCGCGCAGGAUCCACUCGCUUGAGUUCGAGAGAUACGCCCUUUCACACUUCAUCACAAAUUGCAUUACGUGCCAUUUGAGUACGUGGAAGACCAUCGAAAUGAAAAUCAAGGAGAAGACUUCGCUCCGACGGUUCAGCGACCACUGGAUAGCAUGGAGGUGCCAUUUAGCUGAGGCAGGGCAGAGUGAAUUCAAAGACUUAUCAGCAGCCAAACUGGCCAGUGCAGUCAAUGACGACACGCCUGAUCCCAGGAUUCUUGAUCUUGAUCAUUGGUAUUCAUCAUGUGGAGACGAUAUUAACUCUACCUGUAUUCACGACCCUGUUGUGAGGGAGAAUGAGGUAAAUGCACUGUUCAGCUCACGAGAACCACGGCCUGAAUGGGGUUAUGAGCUCGAGAUGAAAAAUCAGGCUCCUCAGGAAGAGAGCACGCCAUGGCCGUCAGAAAAGGCUGCCGUUAAACCCCCUAUUUUACCUCCAAGAAAAGCUACGCGCUAA
Exophiala aquamarina CBS 119918 is the source of this 954-nucleotide messenger RNA. RefSeq lists its product as uncharacterized. Bases 1 to 954 code for a protein of 317 amino acids. NCBI's taxonomy places the organism in Eukaryota, Fungi, Ascomycota, Eurotiomycetes, Chaetothyriales, Herpotrichiellaceae. The transcript is spliced from 2 exons. The record is from RefSeq and is a predicted model, not a curated record.